GUGCGUCAAACCAGGUGACACAGCAGACGUCAGACGUCAGUGCUCAGCUGCAAACUGCAAAGACACCGCUUCCACAAUCCAAAAUCCAAAUCCAAAAUCCAACACACAACCAAGCCCUUUUGAGAUUAGACGUACAGGAUCACCAUGUGGAUAUCGUUAGUUAUUGUCUCUAUCUUGGCAAGCCUGGCACCAGCCAAUGGCUUCAACUCAUACCUGAACCAGAUGGGAGGAGACGGCGGUGUUGCCUCCAUGAAAUCUUCCUCUUUUGCACCCAGUGGAAAACCCAUGGCGGCGCCUCGUUCUGGAACUGGGGGAUAUUUGGAUAACAUUGGAGGCGGUGGCACGGCGGUUGCAACCCCUCCUCCGCCACCUCCACCAGCAGGUGAGGCCGCUGCCGCUGUUGCAAGCACGGCACCCGCAGUCGGUGACUACCUUGCAUCGCUGCCUGUUCAGGAGGCACCCUCGGGUGGUGGUGUGCCGGGAUACUUGGAUGCCUUGCUCACAGCCUCUGCACCAUCCGGCGGUGGCGUACCAGGAUAUCUUGAUGCUUUACCAGCUUCAUCGGCUCCAUCGGGAAGCGGAGUGCCCUCAUAUUUGGAUGCCAUUGCUCCUGGCAGCGGAUCAGCUCCCGUAGCGUCCAGUUUUGCACCAAAACCAACGUUUGUCCCCGCUGGGAGUCCUCCUAGUGGUGCCGGCGGUGAAAGCAAUGUUGUCUUAGAAGCUAUCAGCGACAUGACCAACAACAUGAACAGGAACCAACAAACCAGCAUUUCUAUUUUGAAGGAAAUCAGCGUGGGAAUCAAAGGACUGGUCGAAAAAGUGGAGGGCCAGAUGGCUGGAGAUCAGCCUUGGCAGUAAUUCACCGGGCAUGCCGCAUUCUGCGAUAUAGGUUAGAGGUAUACAGAACUGAGAUCAUAGAAACCACGACGUACUCAUAGUGUGCUUGGUGCCAAGAUUGUUGCCACAGGUCCAACCCAACCGUAUACAAUCACAAAAAGUACAUCUAAAAACAACAUACACAACAUUCGCGAUCAUUAGGUCUGCUGAUAACGACCAAUUCCAGAAGAAUCACGGAAUUACAACAAUACUUCUAUUACUAGUUGGUUGCAGGACCCAUGGAAGGCACAGGAGCAACGAGAAGGCACUCGUGUUGGCGGUGGGAGAUUGAAUCAUUUCAUCGCACGAAAUCUGCAGCUGUUGUUCUAUUACUAUUAGAACUGUGUACCAUACCCACUCUAGCUAGCUAGCG
Messenger RNA from Seminavis robusta, 1249 nucleotides. The record is from the annotation of a GenBank genome assembly. NCBI's taxonomy places the organism in Eukaryota, Bacillariophyta, Bacillariophyceae, Naviculales, Naviculaceae.